CGAAUGAACAGCCCAGUUGCUGUGGAAGUCACAUACGAGAACAUGAGAUUUCUUAUUCCACACAAUCCAACCAAUGCAACCUUAAACAAAUUUAUAGAGGAACUUAAGAAAUAUGGAGUUACCACAAUACUAAGAGUAUGUGAAGCAACUUACAACACUGCUCUUGUGGAAAAAGAAGGCAUCCAUGUUCUCGAUUGGCCUUUUGAUGAUGGUACACCACCGCCCAACCAUAUUGUUGAUGACUGGUUAAGUCUAGUAAAAAUUAAGUUUUGUGAAGAACCUAGUUGUUGUAUUGCUGUUCAUUGUGUUGCAGGUCUUGGGAGAGCUCCAGUGCUUGUUGCCCUGGCAUUACUUGAGGGUAGAAUGAAAUAUGAAGAUGCAGUACAAUACAUAAGACAAAAGCAGCGUGGAGCUUUUAACAGCAAUCAGCUUUUGUAUUUGGAGAAGUAUCAUCCUAAAAUGCGACUACGCUUUAAAGACUCCAAUGGUCAUAGAAACAACUGUUGCAUUCAAUAA
Elephantulus edwardii (Cape elephant shrew) is the source of this 516-nucleotide messenger RNA. Its product is annotated as protein tyrosine phosphatase type IVA 1-like. Gene Ontology annotation, molecular function: protein tyrosine phosphatase activity; protein tyrosine/serine/threonine phosphatase activity. The transcript has a single exon. The coding region runs from base 4 to 516 and encodes 170 amino acids. NCBI's taxonomy places the organism in Eukaryota, Metazoa, Chordata, Mammalia, Macroscelidea, Macroscelididae. Gene Ontology annotation, biological process: protein dephosphorylation. The record is from RefSeq and is a predicted model, not a curated record. Gene Ontology annotation, cellular component: nucleus.